AUUGAACUCUCAGAUGACUAUGGGCAUCCAGCACUGUUGCUUGUUGAUGGGGUGUCUUCCAUAUGCGCUCUUGAUUUCCGCAUGGACGAAUGGGGAGUUGAUGUUGCUUUAACUGGCUCUCAGAAAGCUCUCUCUCUUCCCACUGGGAUCGGUAUUGUGUGUGCUAGCCCCAAAGCUCUGGAGGCCUCUAAAUCCGCAAAAUCGGUGAGAGUCUUCUUUGACUGGAACGACUACUUGAAGUUCUAUAAGUUAGGAACAUAUUGGCCCUACACCCCUUCCAUCCAGUUGUUGUAUGGGCUGAGGGCAGCUCUCGAUCUCAUUUUCGAGGAAGGACUCGACAAUGUGAUCGCAAGGCAUAGUCGUUUGGGGAAAGCAACAAGGCUUGCUGUUGAGGCAUGGGGGUUGAAGAACUGCACCCAAAAGGAGGAAUGGUACAGUGACACAGUGACUGCUGUUCUUGUUCCUCCUUACAUUGAUAGUACAGAGAUUGUUAAAAGAGCAUGGAAAAGAUACAAUCUGAGCUUAGGACUUGGCCUGAACAAGGUAGCUGGGAAGGUUUUCAGAAUAGGGCAUCUUGGUAACCUGAAUGAG
Messenger RNA from Morus notabilis, 591 nucleotides. Its product is annotated as serine--glyoxylate aminotransferase-like. Lineage: Eukaryota; Viridiplantae; Streptophyta; Magnoliopsida; Rosales; Moraceae. The transcript has 2 exons. The record is from RefSeq and is a predicted model, not a curated record. The annotation marks the transcript as partial. Gene Ontology annotation, cellular component: peroxisome. Gene Ontology annotation, molecular function: L-alanine:glyoxylate transaminase activity; L-serine:pyruvate transaminase activity.